AUGGAGGUCGAUCUCAUCAUUGAGAAUGCCACGGUUGUCACGGCUUCCGAUGUACACGCCCGUCAAGACAUUGUCGUCCGCGACGGCAAGAUCCUCGCAGUGGGUCAGGACUUGAAGUCCAUCUUCUCGGCCAAGACCACUAUCGACGCACAGCAUGCAUUCGUCAUGCCCGGCGGCGUGGACUCCCACGUCCAUCUCGACCAGGACAACUCACCCACAGGAGACAACUUCGAAACCGGCACCCGCUCCGCCGUCGCAGGCGGCACCACCACCGUGAUCGCCUUCGCAACGCAGUCCCGCACGCAGGAGUCCAUCCACCCCGUCGUGGAGGACUACCACGGCCGCGCCACGGGCAAGUCCUACUGCGACUACGGUUUCCACCUCAUCCUGACCAACCCAACCCCAACCAUCCUGCGCGACGAGCUGCCCCACUACGUGCGCGAGGGCAUCUCCUCCGUCAAGCUCUACAUGACGUACGAGCCCCUCAAGCUCCGCGACGGCGAGAUCCUCGACGUGAUGAUGGCGACGCGCGCGCUGGGCAUGACGACGAUGGUGCACGCCGAGAACAGCGACAUGAUCUCCUGGAUCACGGCGCGGCUGGCCGAGCAGGCGCUCACGGCGCCGUACUACCACGCCAUCAGCCGGCCCAACAUCGCCGAGGACGAGGCCGUGUACCGCGUCAUCUCGCUCGCGGAGCUCUCCGACGUGCCGAUCCUGAUCGUGCACAUGUCGUCCAAGACGGCGGCGGGCCACGUGCGCGCCGCGCAGACGCGGCUGCUGCCCAUCCACGCGGAGACGUGCCCGCACUACCUGUAUCUCACGGCGGACGCGCUGCGGCCGAACCACCCGGCGCACGACGCCUUCUCGGGGGCGAAGCACAUCUGCAGCCCGCCGCUGCGCGAGGACGCGAUGGACCUGGAGGCGAUGUGGACGGGCAUCGUCAACGGGACGUUCACGACGUUCAGCUCGGACCACGCGCCGAGCAAGUACGACCACCCGAGCGGGAAGAAGGCGGGGCUGGCGGCGGACGGGGGGAUGAGGUAUGAUAAGGUGCCGAACGGGCUGCCGGGGCUGGAGACGCGGCUGCCGGUGCUGUUUCAGGGGGGCGUGCUGGCGGGGAGGGUGACGCCGCAGAAGUUUGUGGAGGUGACGGCGACGAACCCGGCGAAGCUUUAUGGGUUGGGGGAUAGGAAGGGGGCGAUUGCGGCGGGGUAUGAUGCGGAUUUUGUGAUUUGGUAUCCGACGGCUGACCAGGUGGCUGCCACGGCUGGGGGAGGGGAGGUGGCGAAGAUGGAGGCGUUUCAGCUGGAGAACGAGAUGCUGCACCACGACAUUGACUACUCGCCGUUUGAGGGGAUGAAGUUUGAAAAUUGGCCGCGGUAUACCAUCUUGAGGGGCAAGGUGGUUUGGGAUAGGGACAAUGGGGGACUGCUGGGGAAGAUGGGCGAUGGGAAUUUCCUGCGUCGCGGGAAGAGUACGUUGAGCAAGCCGAGGAACAAGUGGGUGAAUGAGUUCCAGCCGAUGCCGGAGGCGAACACGGCGACUGUGAAGUAUUGA
Messenger RNA from Colletotrichum chrysophilum, 1557 nucleotides. RefSeq lists its product as uncharacterized. Bases 1 to 1557 code for a protein of 518 amino acids. The record is from RefSeq and is a predicted model, not a curated record. Lineage: Eukaryota; Fungi; Ascomycota; Sordariomycetes; Glomerellales; Glomerellaceae. The transcript is spliced from 3 exons. Gene Ontology annotation, molecular function: hydrolase activity, acting on carbon-nitrogen (but not peptide) bonds. Gene Ontology annotation, cellular component: cytoplasm.